UCGCCUCCCCUCGCCUCCCCGUACCUCUCCUCGACCCUCCUCACCUCGCCGCUCCGCGACUCACCUCAGUUCGGCUCACCUCACCUAGCCUCUCCUCGCUUCACCUCGCUUCACCGCACCCCGCAUUACUGCGCCGCUCUUCGCCGCCACUCGCCACCACUCGCCUCUACUCGCCUCCACUCGCCUCCACUCGCCACCACUCGCCUCCACUCGUUUCACAUCGCGGCAACGUUUCGCGCUUGUUUCGCGUUUGAAUGAUCCAGCGUCUUGGAAAAUGUCGCGUGUUCCGCGAAUCGAAUCAGUGAUUUCUCGCGAGACCGUGACUCACGGCAAGGGUCGUGUCGCGUGAUCCGGUUGGUGCUAAUUUUUCGAUCGUUCACGCGUCGGUGCAUUCCAAAGAAACAAACAACAGCGUCGCCGCGUGUAUGAGUGGUAGGAGGAAGAGGAAAAGAGCGAAGCGAUAUCUUGCCUGGUUUCGCGAUAACGAUAUUUCCGUGGAAGGCGAGGAACGACGUGGAAGCGACGAGAGAAGCGACGAGAGAAGCGACGAGAGAAGCGACGAGAGCGGCACGCUCGUGCAGAAUAAAUGGAGUAAAAUUGGAGUGGAAGAGAAAUUAUGGGUAAACGUAGCUGGAUCGGUGAUGGUGCAUCUGCUUCCGAGUCGUGUCAACGUUGUUGAUCGCGUGGCGAAAAUCGUGGUCAUCGAUGGAUUCGUAAAGGCUCGACGAAGGACAUUCGACUGGCAGUUUGGUCGCUUAAUUUCCAGCGAUGACUUAACUUGGGUGACGAGGUUGACCACGACGUCGGUUAAUCGCGAUCCGUCGAAGCGAGCAGUGUUUCGUAGGUGAAAUCGCGAAUCGCGUUUAUCGCGAUAGAUAGAGAUGCGACAAGUACGGAAAGAAAGAUAAUCGCGAAUGACCUGGAUUGGCGGAAAAGGCAGUGCGUUUGGGUAAAAUCGAAGCAUGUUUAACGUGGGACGGACGUUAGCGGUGUAGAGUGUGGGUUCGGUGAUAGACAAGGCGAAUAAAAUGCAAUUGGCAGCGACGCAGAGACCUCACCCACCACCGGUGCCACCACGGCCGAGUCGGCAGGUGGUCGCAGAGGCCCUUAAAAGAUCUCCAAGGCCACCGUGUCCGACUAGACAGGCCCCGCCGCCGCCCAACACGAAACCGUGGCGAUCCGAUCGAGAACGAUCCAACAAUCGGCAACAGGUGUGUCCGGCCGCUGGACGAACGGUCAUCUACGAGUCGAUCAAAGAGUCGCUACCGAAGGAAACCUGCAACGAGAGCAGCGAUCAUGACGAUCACCCGACUCGUCUCGUCGCCAAGAGUCGCGGCGGCGGCGGCGGCGAACCCGUUCCUCGGGCCGCGAGUGAAAGGCGCGUGGACGAGGACGACCGGCGUGGAAAUCCGCGGGAAAGACGGCACCGAACCACCGCGACCGAUCAGGAACAUCGGGGAAAUUCCAGUGAACCGAACGCCGUCAUCGGUGACGUCUCACCUUCUUCCAUAUCGCGUCAACAAGACGAUCGUUCGUCCUCCGUCAUCAACGGUCUAACCACCGGUGAGAGAUUACCGGUCACCGAGAACGCGAGAUCCGAAUCACCGAUUUCUUCCACCAGGGAGCCGUUGGAUCGCCACGGCGACGUCGACGUCGAUCACGAAGACCAAGGCACCGGCGACGACGACGACGACACCGCGAAACUUUCGACGAUCGUCGAGUCCAAGGUAUCCGUCGUGGACGACGCGCAAUGUCGCGCUAGCUCGGAAUCGGUGAUAGAAAAAUCGGGAUCGUGCUGCAACUUUACGGAGAAAAAGACUCAGUGCGCGGAGAGAACCGCGACGAAGAAGAUCGAUGCUCCGAUGCGACCGAUGCCUACUCAGAGAUCCAGUCUGUUCAAGUAUCGAGAUACGACGAAGAACAACGCGGAUAAUCGGUCGUGCAGCGAAAAUUCCUGCGGCAAGCAACCUCCGGUUUCGGACGUUGACCGUGCCACCGUAGUUGUUAUCGACGAGUCGGACCGUAAGGCUACGUCCAACGAUGAGCCGGACAAUCGCGGCGACGUCUGCGACUACCACGGCGAUCAUCGCAAGGAUAAAGGCAACGAAAAUGACAACAACGACAACGACCACGACAACAUUCAUCGGCAGGAUUGGUUGGAAGCCGGCGUGCAUUAUUCCUCCACGCAGAUCAGACUGUCCGGCGAAGAGGGCGAUGUUAUCGACGGAAAUCGAGUCAACGGACUCGAUCGUUACCCGAACGAGAAAUUCGGCGACCUUAAUGUUCCGAGGUAG
Eufriesea mexicana is the source of this 2294-nucleotide messenger RNA. RefSeq lists its product as uncharacterized. The transcript has a single exon. The coding region runs from base 1029 to 2294 and encodes 421 amino acids. The record is from RefSeq and is a predicted model, not a curated record. Lineage: Eukaryota; Metazoa; Arthropoda; Insecta; Hymenoptera; Apidae.